Trichoderma asperellum CBS 433.97 is the source of this 1503-nucleotide messenger RNA. RefSeq lists its product as uncharacterized. The record is from RefSeq and is a predicted model, not a curated record. Lineage: Eukaryota; Fungi; Ascomycota; Sordariomycetes; Hypocreales; Hypocreaceae.
AUGGCGCUCAAGGACAAGAUCUCCUCUCCCCUCGAGGCGGGCCCAUCCGUCCUCGACGCCCAACAUGUCCCCCCUCAUCUUGCACCAGUCCUCGAAUAUACGUCUAGCCGGCUUGCGAAGAAGGCUGUCCACCUUACGCUCAUUAUCGUCCGUAGAGACUACCAGCUGCUCAACACAAACACAGUCGCUUCCUCAACGCCUCGGACGCCGGGCACCCCUCGAACGCCUCUAUCCCCUCCACUCACCGGCGGCAGCACCAGCAGUAGUCGCCUAGGAUUGUCCAGUCCCGUCGUAGCGUUGAAGCAUUUCAUGCGAUCCGCUUCGCAGCACGUCGUUGGAUCAGGCCGCUCAGCCCAAAGCCCGAGGAGUGCCGUUCCUCCCAUCUCACGCCCCUUCACAACCACCGAGCUGCCGAGUCCCAGGUUUCGAUGGCCGCUCUCACCCACCACGCCGUUGUCUCCGCCGCCGAUGACGCCGUCCACGGCAUCAUCGCUGACGACCAUUGAUAGCAACGGACCGCCAACCCCGACCUGCACGGGGCUUCGUUGCUUCUAUUCUGGCGACUUAUCCCCGCGAACAGAGAAGAUCCUGAAAAGCACUCUCAUCAAGGCGGGGAAUAAGUUUGGCGUCGGGAGCGGAUGGCUUGUACCCUUUACAAGCCCGAGCACCCGUGAGCUUGCAACCCAGCUCUUCCACAGCUCCGUCGUCCAAAACGAGAUCCUCUUCUCGUCCGACGGCCUGACCCUGCUGACUCUCGAUCGACUGUACAGCAUCAAGAGCGCUCUAUCAAGCUACUCCAAGACAGGUUCCGCGCUCAUGCUGGAAGAUGCCGUUGACGAACUGCGCCGCUUUGUCCUGGCCCACAAUGGUCGUCGAGUAACCAGAUCUGACCUCCUUCGGUCAUUCGACUGGCUGAGCGUCAGCAAUUCCGCCAUCAUGGAUCUCGAUCGCAUGUAUCAAAGAGCAUACGGCGGAUAUGACCAGAUAGGAGGCAUCACCGGCAUGGCACCGGAAGUAGUGACUCAGCCAUUUGUGCUCGAUCUGCCGCCGAAAAGCAAAUUCGAAGACUGGGAAGACGGAAGCCUCAGUCCUUCGAGCACCAUCCUCGACGAGGACAUCAUAGGGGUCGCCGUGACGGCCGUGUCCUUUGUCAGACCACCAACCCCUCGCAGAAUCGGCCCUGCCUUGAAGCUGCAAACCGAUUUCUCCGCCAAAUCCAAGUAUCUGGACCUAGGAGACGAAGUGCCCCGGGAAGACGAAGACUCCGAGGACGAAGCCCAUACCGCACGGCCCGUGGACCAAACCGCUGCUGCCAUGUGGAAUAGCCGGCUGACCAUUGACCAGAUGCUCAGCCCGAACCAGGACCUGCAUUCACCGGCCAUAGGACCCAUGACUCCCCACGGAUACGACGACAUUUCCCCCGUAACGCGCGGAGAAUGGGGCUUCCUCAUGGGCGGAAAUGGGCUGCAGAUAGGGAAAACGGCAGCGGUAGAAACGUUUUGA